AUGGCCCCUUACAUGGGCUCGCCAGCUAGUAGCUCAACUAGCAUCACCAAGAUCAACCGAACCAAAGUCAAAACCUCGGAGUGGCUGGAAAUCGCUAACGUGCCAUCCGAAAGCUGGCGAUCUAGUCCUGAAUAUGAUUCCAAGCCAGGACCAGAACAUCGCCGGGAUGAUAUUUGCAACUCUUCUUGGGUCUGGAAGCCGCCCCGAUGUGUCAAUUCAACGAAUCCGGACACCUCUGACUCAAAGUCGAAACAUCCUCGAGAUCUAAGCCAGCCAUCCGUCAAGCUAAAUCAAGAUGCAGCCUAUAUCAUUGCGCCCUUCGAGAGCACUCAGGACAUACCGAAAUUAGCUUGGUCAUAUUGGGGCUGGACCUUCCAAGAGAAGGCUCUCAUAUUCUGCGGUAAAGAAGUAACGUGGCACUGCAGGGAAAUGAUCUGCCGAGAGGACAUGGUGAAUGAUGAUGCUGAGAAUCGGAGCAAGCCUUUGGGGUGGCUCCGGCUAAGCCCUCAGCACUUCCAACUCUUCCAGUGGCCAGAUCUGUUCUAG
This is a messenger RNA of Clonostachys byssicola, 546 nucleotides long. The record is from the annotation of a GenBank genome assembly. Lineage: Eukaryota; Fungi; Ascomycota; Sordariomycetes; Hypocreales; Bionectriaceae.